This is a messenger RNA of Phyllostomus discolor (pale spear-nosed bat), 1416 nucleotides long. It is a transcript of the gene RNF223, whose product is annotated as ring finger protein 223. The coding region runs from base 1 to 879 and encodes 292 amino acids. The record is from RefSeq and is a predicted model, not a curated record. Lineage: Eukaryota; Metazoa; Chordata; Mammalia; Chiroptera; Phyllostomidae. The transcript is spliced from 2 exons. Gene Ontology annotation, molecular function: ubiquitin protein ligase activity. Gene Ontology annotation, biological process: protein ubiquitination.
AUGGCAUCAGACGAGCAGGUGUGGCAUACGGCCAUGCCACCCCCCCGCCGGAGCAGCGCCACGGCAACAGUCCCCCGGUCCCCCGGCUCGGCCUGCAGCCCCCGGUCCCCCGGCUCAGCGAGCAGCCCCCGGUCCCCCGGGUCGGCCAGCAGCCCCCGGUCCCCCGGCUCGGCGUGCAGCCCCCGGUCCCCCGGCUCGGCCUGCAGCCCCCGGUCCCCGGGCACCCCUGGCUCAGAGAAGGUGGCCUCCCCGCUGGAGUGCUCCAUCUGCUUCUCGGGCUACGACAACGUCUUCAAGACACCCAAGGAGCUGUCCUGCACUCACGUCUUCUGCCUGGAGUGCCUGGCACGGCUGGCGGCGGCCCAGCCGACGGGCCGACCCGGCAGUGAGGCUGUGCCCUGCCCGUUCUGCCGACAGCCCACAGCUGUGCCCGCCACCGGGGCCCCUGGGCUGCGCACCAGCCGUCAGCUGCAGGCCAGGAUGCCGGCCCACCUGCGGCUGGAGGAGCCUGUCUGGUUGGAGGGCACCAAGCUGUGCUGCUGCCCCCAGCCCUCUGCACCUGGCCUCCCGGGCCCUGGCUUCGUGUGCGUGGAUGUGGGCCUCAGCAAGCCCGCCGAGCCCGCCGCACCCAUUCCCAUCCCGGGCCCUGCCAGCCGCCGGGGCCGCCUGGCCCGCUGCUGGGCACGCUGCAGGGACUGGAGGCGCAUGGCACUCGUCACGGCCCUGCUGCUGGUGCUCUUCUGCGUGGUGCUCUGGCCCGUGCACUGUGCGCUCAGGACCGGGAACCUGCACUGCCUGUCCCGGCCUCCGGCCAGCACUGCCCCGGCCACUGUCACCUACGCAGCCACCUUCUCGCUCGGGCCCCUGGCCGACAACUAGAGCUGUCCCAUGGCCCACGCGUGGGUUCCCAGCCCACAGCUGGAGUCACAGGUGCAGCAACUGCUGGGAGUGAGCUCCCCAGGGCCCCAGAGGAGCCCCAACAUCUCGGAGGACCCCCUUUGGCUCACUGCCCCCAGUCUAUGGGGCUGGGUCCUGAUGGGGUGAACAAAUGCUCCCCAAAGCCUCCAAGAGUCACAGGCUCUUGUGAGCCACAGGGAGCACCCCCUCACUGCCACUGUGCAGCUGGGGAAGCAGGCCAGGAGAGACGGCCCGGCCAGGCCCCUCCCUGCACACACUGUGAAUCGCCCACAGAGCAGCCCCUCGCUGAGGGGGGUGGGCACGUCACCCCCACUUUCACCGCUCACCUGGGGCUCCUUCCCCAGACCCUGCCCAGGCAGGGGGGCCCCUUCUGUUGGCGGGGGGCCGACCAUGCCCUCCGACAGGGAUGCAGAGGAGAGGAGCCAAGAGCCAAGCCUCCCAGUGCCCAUCCCGCCCUCCUCAACUGUACAUUUCUCAAUAAAUUGUUUUGUAUCCACA